GCUUGUCAGGCGGCCGGGCACAGUCCCAAACCUGAACCACAACAAGCUCGAGGGUCGAAGCCGCCGCAGCUCGAACCCAUCGCUCCCUUCCCGCAGGCCGGCUGGCCGGCGACCACCGCCUUCCAAAAUCGAUGGCCUCAGCCUCAGCCUCAGCCUCAGCCUCAGAGACGCGUCCAAGCCGCUAUCGCCGGCUUCGGAAGGCCUCGGAUCUCUCUAACGUCACCACCGCCUCCCCAAUCUUCAAACGGAUUCGUAUGGGCAAGAAAGACACCAGUCAUGAGGACAGGAUCAGCAGCUUACCUGAAGAGAUACUACUCAUGAUCCUUGACAAGCUAGACACACGGACAACAGUAACAACCAUCAUCCUUUCGAAAAGAUGGCGUGAUCUUCCUCGACGUCUGCCCACAUCCUAUAACCUUGCUGUCGAUGACAUUCUCCCACCACGUUAUCACCGCCUCAAACACCUUAACGAAGAGGCUAAGUCUGCGUAUGAGACAGAAAAGAAUGUGCACAAGCUGACUGACAUCUAUGCCAUCAAGGCUCGUCAUGAGCGUUGGAUGGCAAAGAUCAGACCACUCACCGCCAUCCUAGAACGCUAUGGGCGCCGGGCCAUGAGACGCUAUGUCAAGCAGGUGAAUGCAUUUCUUCUGGCUUCAAAGAAUGUGCGUCAACUCCGGCCUGUCCAGAAGCUGAGGCUCCAAAUGCUAGGGCGUUGGCAUGAGAAUAUUGAUGAAUGGACCACCACAGCCAUUGUCAAGUGGGGCGUUGAGGAUUUUGAGCUUGUUUGUGAUGGCUAUUGCCUGGACUAUGACCUCAGGCAGCUAGAUGCAUACCGGAAUUUGCGGCUGGAGCGGCUUGCGCUGACCAAUUGCCAGCCUGUUUGUGUAUGGAGCUGCCUGACAGUAAAGAGGCUCACCAAACUCUCGUUGAGUGAAUCUUCAUAUAUGGGAAUGGUCAAUGGUAUUCUUGCAAACUGCGUGCAGCUAACUGAUUUCAGGAUCACACAAUCAAGAUAUUACCGAGCUAAUUUUGUUAUCUGUGCCCCAUCGUCGAAAUUAAAGAAUCUGCAAGUGGACAGGUGCAACUUUGGGAAAAUCCAUCUGAACUGUCUACCUUGUCUUGAAAUUUUUGUUUGCCGCGGUCGGCCAACCAAGUUAUUCUAUGGUGAGGUGCCUCAGCUCAGGCUUGUGAGUUUGGACUACUUACAAACUGAAGAUAAUGACAUAGAUGAUGAGUCUGGUUCCAAGAGGACAUAUCCACCGAGCAAGUUCUUCAAAAGGGUCCCACAACUAGAUUGCCUUGUUUUGCAGUUCAAAGGGCCCCAGAUGUGGAUCGAACCAUUUGUUGUUCUCAGCGAGUUCACUCAGCUCAAGAAGCUGUUCAUCGCAAAUGUCCCAGUGAACUGGGAUGCGCUAUGGAUUCUCCUACUGCUCGAUGCAACACCAGCCUUGGAGUCACUCCAUGUUCAUAUUGACAACAGCUCAGAAGAGAGAAGCGCAGGUGAUCUCUGCGACAGUCUGGACGCCGGUGUGCGGCAGGAUCGGUACCGGCACCUGAAGGAGCUCGUCGUGGCCGGCUUCGAAGGACUGGGAUGGCAGACCGGCUUUGUCAGGCUGAUCAUGAAGAGAUCUCCACUGCUGAGGCGCGUCCACCUGCUCGACGGGGAGGUCAGGGACGACGAGCAGGAGCUGGGGGCGCUGCAGAUCGUCCCACGCCGCCGGGAGUGGCACGAGUGCGAGCGAGCUGAGGUGCUCGACGACCUCACGGCUGGGUUUCGCUGGCCGCCUCAGAUAAUUCUGGAAUGAGUUGUGGCGCGUGCUUCUUCCUUUGUUCCAAUAAAAUCACAUCAUCCGGUGUUAUUAAAUUGGUUUAAAUAAAUUAAGAAGAAUGUAUAAUUACUUGUGCCUUGUGCUUUACUUACUUUGC
This is a messenger RNA of Panicum virgatum (switchgrass), 1926 nucleotides long. Its product is annotated as F-box/FBD/LRR-repeat protein At1g16930-like. The transcript has 4 exons. The record is from RefSeq and is a predicted model, not a curated record. Lineage: Eukaryota; Viridiplantae; Streptophyta; Magnoliopsida; Poales; Poaceae. Gene Ontology annotation, molecular function: protein binding. Bases 132 to 1805 code for a protein of 557 amino acids.